This is a messenger RNA of Paramecium octaurelia, 1277 nucleotides long. The record is from the annotation of a GenBank genome assembly. Lineage: Eukaryota; Ciliophora; Oligohymenophorea; Peniculida; Parameciidae.
AUGUUUCAUGAGUAUAAUGAACAUUCUAACACUAAAACUCUCAAUAUCACUUUGCUAGGCAGUGAUCGUAAGUUUUAAGUAUCCAUUUAUGGUGACACUUCACUCAAAGAAUUGAGAUCACUAUGUGAAUAGAAACAUCAAAUUAGUCUUAGACACUUUCGAGUAUUCACUUAGGAUGGAGUGGAACUGUUUAAUGAGGAUUUAAUAUACUUGAAAGACAAUGCAAAAUUGUAUAUUACAAGAGGGGAGGAUUUUGAUGCGAAUAUCAUCCAUCAAGAGUAUGAGAUAAUAGAAUAGUUGGGCAAGGGAGGAUUUGGCAAAGUGUUGUUGGGGAGACACAAGGAAACACUCAAUUUUGUUGCCAUUAAAUAUGUGAAUACUAGAAACAGAGAUGCAAAUGACAUUGAGUUGGUUUUUCGUGAAGCUUACUUACUGAAAUCACUUAAUCAUAAAAAUAUAGUCAAAUUUUACAACUGCUACCCUCUCUCCAACAUGCAAGUCAUUGUAGUAAUGGAGUAUUUGGAAGGAGGCGAUCUCUCUAAGUACACUCAAGGUAUUUUAACUUAAUUAAUGAAGCUAAGGGUUAACUAUGCGAAGAAGAGGCACGAAUGUAUUUCAGAUAGAUUUGUGAUGCUAUGAUGUAUUGUCAUAAUCGCAAACUCAUUCAUAGGGAUCUCAAACUUGAGAAUCUCAUGUUUGCUAAUAAGAAUGAUACCUUAAUCAAAAUAGUUGAUUUUGGCAUUGCUGGCAUGGCCGUCAACAGCAAUGUGGAUAAAUUGAACAUCGGUACCAUUAGAUACAUGGCUCCAGAAACUCUCCAAGGAAACAACCAAAAGAUUGGACCACAUAUUGAUGUCUGGGCUAUGGGAGUUAUACUCUUUCAUCUUAUCUUCGGUAAGUAUCCAUUUGAUGGAGAAUCCAAUUUUGAAAUCAUUCAAAACAUUAUAACCAGCAACUACACAUUUUCAAAAAAGAAUGUCUCUCCUUAUUUAAUUGAUCUAUUGUCAAGGAUUUUCUUUAUUGAUCCUCAAAAAAGAAUCAAACUCUAUGAUAUUCUCAAUCAUGAAUGGAUGAAGAUCUCAUUCGAAUAAGAAUACUUUGAAGUACCUUAGUUUGUACCUCGAACCUAAUUUAGAUUACCCUCCAUUGAAAAUCCAAAAUAACACAAUGGAGCUCAAAAGUAAAAGAAACUCAACAGAUCUUUUACUCCUCUAAAAAAGAAUUCUCCAAGGAGAAAUAGUUUUAUCAUCAAAGGGGUUUUAAAGAGAUAUCAGUGA